AGUAGAAGGACAGUAGUGCAGUGAGGUUGGUAAAAAUUAAACGUAGAGUAGAGAGAGAGGAAAAGAUAACGAAGCCAACAGCGAAUGGAAUCGAAAUUUAGUACGGAGACCUAGAUGGGAGAAGAAGAAGACGAGAGAAUGAGUGUGACGUAAACGAGAACGAAGAUCCAAACAAGUAUCAGCUGUGUGGCAGUCAUUGUUCGUAUUCGUCUUGGCAGUAACACAAGAAUUCGACAUUUUUUUUUGUGUUAUUUUGUGUUUAACUAAAUUGUUGUUGCAUUUUACGAGUUGAUGGCUUCAGUGUGCACACUAAUAAUCUAUAUAUUCUGAUAAUACGAUAAACAACGUAACGUAUAGACAUAUAUAUAUAUAUAGACAUAUACAUAUACACACACAUACAUACAUAUAUAUACACAUCAGUGGCGUACGUAUGUGUGCUGUUUAUAUAUAUGUAUAUGUAUGGGUGUAUUAGACGUCAUUGUGUAGAGCUCGACAUACGCAAAAUUAAUCUGUCGAAACAAAGAAAGUGGGGGAGUCGACGGUGGUAGUGCAGCAGCAGUAGCAGCAGCGAGCAACUCACCAACACAAAAGACACGAGCUCACCAGCACUCAACGGAGACAGGAGACAGGAGUCAGCGGAGAGUAGAACGAGGGCACGAGACCGAAACGUUAAUAAUUUAAAAAUUAUUUAUUUGGUGGUGUAAAUAGUGGCACCGUGUUACCAGCGGCCCCACCAGCGAACCCACCACCUCGGGGACAAUAAUCGUGUGAAAAACGGGGCGGUACGCGCGUAAGCCUGGCCUCGAGCGGCGAGUCGGACGACGGUGGGCUCGCUCCGCCACCGCGCAAAAGGUCCCGUAGUUCUCUUACAACUACCCUAAGACCAGCGGACGAGUACCACACCAGCGCAACCAUGGACAAUUAUCGGAUGAUGCAGCAGGCAUCAAAUGGAGCCGCGGUAUCCAACGUUCCUCAGCAAAACGGAGCGAAUCCAGACAGCAGUGGAUCUCACGCUAACGGCAACGCUAUUCCACAUUGUGACGGUGAUGUUAAUGGUGUUAAUGGGGAAAGCAAUCAGGCUGUAGGACCGCCGAAAGUUAUGGACAAGACAAACCAAGAUAUUGUUAGAUUAAUUGGCCAGCACUUGAAGGCAGUCGGACUUGACCGGACUGCUGAUUUGUUGAUGCAAGAGUCGGGAUGUCGGUUGGACCACCCAUCGGCGGCAAAGUUCCGCCAGCAUGUGAUGGACGGGGACUGGAGCAAAGCCGACCAUGACUUGGAUGAAUUGAAGUCAUUCUUGAAUAAUCCGAACCAGAGUGUCGUGGAGAUGAAAUUUUUACUGCUCGAACAAAAGUACCUGGAGUUUCUCGAAGAAGGCCUUGUUCUUGAGGCGCUGCACGUCUUGCGCAACGAAUUGACACCUCUUGGACACAACACAGGACGUGUGCACCAGCUCUCUGCUUUUAUGAUGUGCAGCGGCCGGGAUGAACUUCAGACACGAGCUGGCUGGGACGGAAAAGGCUCGGCAUCACGUACUGCUUUGAUGGACAGAUUACAAAGGUACCUACCGCCCUCGAUAAUGCUCCCGCCAAAGCGGCUGCAGUCUCUGCUUUGCCAAGCCGUUGAAAUGCAGAAUCAGCAGUGUACCUAUCACAUUACGCCUAAUCAGCCGACACUCGAGAGCGUAUCACUGCUGGUUGAUCACAGCUGCAGCAAAGAACAUUUUCCUUCUCACACAACCCAGGUGCUCAAUGAUCACUGCGACGAAGUCUGGUACUGCAAGUUCUCUCCGGACGGUUUGAAACUCGCCACCGGCUCUAAAGACAUGACAGUAAUCAUCUGGGACGUUGAUCCAGAAACAUUAAAAGUCACGCACAGAAAGACUUUGGAAGGUCACACUUACGGCGUAGCUUUGAUCGCUUGGAGCCCGGACAGCAGUCACCUGAUUGCCUGCGGUCCGGAAGACUGUCCAGAGCUCUGGCUCUGGAGUGUCGACACUCCAGACUGCGAGCUGCGUAUAAAACUAACUCACAGCACCGAGGAUUCUCUCACUGCGUGUGCUUGGCAUCGAGACGCGAAUAAAUUUGUCACUGGAGGUCUGAGAGGGCAAUUCUAUCAAUGCGACAUGGACGGAAACAUUCUCGACUCGUGGGAAGGAGUCAGAGUCAAAUGUCUUUGGUGUCGCAGCGAUGGCAAGACCGUUCUAGCUGCUGACACUCAUCAUCGUAUUCGCGGAUACAAUUUUGAUGAACUUUGUGACUUUACAAUUUUGCAAGAGGAUCAUCCAGUUAUGUCAUUCAGCGUUAACAAAGCAGACAGAUUAGUGCUGCUGAAUGUCGCCAAUCAGGGUGUGCACUUAUGGGACCUGCAAGACAGAUGCCUCGUUAGACGUUUCCAAGGCGUUACUCAAGGACAUUUCACGAUUCAUAGUUGCUUCGGUGGUGUCAACCAGGACUUUAUAGCUUCCGGUAGUGAAGAUAAUAAAGUAUAUGUAUGGCACAUCAAACGUGAAUUGCCGAUAGCUGUCUUAACUGGACACAGUAGAACAGUAAAUUGCGUCUCAUGGAAUCCAGUGUAUCAUCAAAUGAUGGCUUCAGUGUCUGAUGAUUGCACCGUACGGAUAUGGGGACCAAAAUCUUCAUCAUUAGAUCGUCCAGACAAUACUAAAACUGCCUCGCCAGACAGCAAUUCGUCAAAUGGAAGCGGCUGGCACGAAAUGGUCUCGUAGCGACGCACUCAAACUUCGUACUCCCAUGACCCCAUGGUGUUCAAAAGACUGUUUUGUUAACCGUCAUUAAAUUGAGUACAUCUUAAAGUGUUCCUUUAUCGUCAUACGAGCACAAAUAGUGCUCAUGUUCUAACGAAAAUAUAUAUAUGUUUACAUAUAUUUUCAACACGAGCGUACUCAAAAAUACACAAAACCCUGGAGUUUUAUUGAUAAUAAUUGAUGAUAAUUAUAUAAUUAUGCAAUUAAUUAGUUAAUUAAUUAAUUAUAUAAAUAUAUUUAUACAUAUAUAUAAAAUAUCAAUGAAUUUAUUCGGUGAUAAUUGUCUUAUUAUGUCGUACUCCACGGGUUUUAUUAUUUCAUUUUAAUUCAUUUCUUUUCUUUUUUUUUUUCUCUUUAAAUUAAUUAUUAAAAUUGCAAGUGCGUGAAAUAAUUAGUUUAAAUUUUUAAAUAUUAAAUUUAAAAUCCGUUCCACGACGUAAUAAUUAAUUGGUUGAAUAAAUAAAAAGCAUAAUGCUAAUUUAAUAGCAUAGAGUUAAGAUUGUACUAGAGAAUUGUCCAAUUAUAUUGACAAAAUUGGACAUAAUAUAUAUGAUAAGAGUUUAAUAUUAUUAUAAAUAAUAAUAAUGAUAACAACACCAAUUAUUAUUAUCAUUAAUAUUAUUAACGAUUAAUAGUUACGAAUAAGCGUUUAACCGAACGAGAGCAUCUUCGAGCAAUUUUAUUAUAUUUUUAAUUUUAAAUAUAAACUAACAAUUUGGGAUAUUGAUUAAUUUGUGCCAAGUGUGGAAAAAAAUUAACUAUUAAAUUUUGUGUCUCGUAAUUAAUCGAUUGUGAAUUAAAUUUCCGCGUUUAUUUAAAUAUUUUCUAUAAAUUAUCGGCAAUUUAGAGGGACACAGUUACAAAAAAAAAUAAAAUUUAUCAAAUUAUAAUAUACGCUAAUUCGUAAAUAGACGUAUGGUUUUAUUUAUAAUUAAUUUAAAAAGUUCAAAAAAAUUACCAGCGAUUUUGUAUGACGGUAGAAAUACUUAACUUUUAAAUUAUUUAAUAAAUAAUUAAUUGAACAAUUUAAAAAAAAAAACAAUUUACGAAUGUUACCUCUGAUUUAUUAACUGCCGUUUUUUUUCUAUGAUAAAUAUGAUAAUAAUAAUAAUUAUUAUUAUAUAUAUAUAUAUAUAUAUAUAUAUAUAUAUAUAUAUAUAUAUAUAUAUAUAAAUAUAUAUAUUUACAGAGUGUAAUAAUUUGUUGUAGCACUCGCUUCAGGAACGCGUGUUUCUAAUUGAUUGUAAAUCGCAAGUGAGCACACGGCGAUUAAUUUAAAUGUUAUUGUGAAUUAAUUAUCAAAUGGCACAGUGGCAGUUAAUCAAGUGGGAUUACAAUGAAACUAAAAUAAUAAUAGUCUUGAAGAUGUUUUCAUAUGCAAAAUAGUAAUUAUAGUUGGGUACUGAAAAAUGAUUAAAGGUCUUGUGACAUCAAGUACAGUAAGUUAUGUACAGAUGAGUUUUCAAUAAAUCACAUUAGAAACAAUAAAUUUAUAUAUUCUAUAUAA
Messenger RNA from Microplitis demolitor, 4274 nucleotides. RefSeq names its product WD repeat-containing protein 26. Gene Ontology annotation, molecular function: protein binding. Gene Ontology annotation, biological process: proteasome-mediated ubiquitin-dependent protein catabolic process. Bases 914 to 2728 code for a protein of 604 amino acids. The transcript is spliced from 8 exons. NCBI's taxonomy places the organism in Eukaryota, Metazoa, Arthropoda, Insecta, Hymenoptera, Braconidae. Gene Ontology annotation, cellular component: GID complex. The record is from RefSeq and is a predicted model, not a curated record.